GAGUUAUUCCAGGAAUGCGUUGAAACAUGGCUGCCGCGAUGAAGGCGCAGAAAACGGGACUCCUGGAGCUCCGGCUGAGCGUGGACCGCUGGGUCCGGGUGUUGGCCACGCUCACCGACGACACGCUCACCGUUAACCCGGGCGAGGGCGCCGAGGAGCCCGCGAAGCCCAGCCCGAGUCCCGCAGGUGCCGCUGUCAACGGCGACCCCCCGAACCUCAGCGCGUCCCCGGUCCCGGAAACCAUCACCAACGUGAAGCGCACGGUGCGGGUGACCAAGCAGGACGUGGGGGGGCUCGGGAUCAGUAUCAAAGGAGGAAAGGAAAACAAGAUGCCCAUCCUCAUCUCCAAAAUUUUUAAAGGGCUGGCUGCUGAUCAGACUGAAGCACUUUAUGUUGGCGAUGCCAUAUUGUCUGUCAAUGGCUAUGAUUUACGAGAGGCCACACAUGAUGAGGCUGUUCAAGCGCUAAAAAAAACAGGCAAAGAAGUCAUUCUUGAAGUCAAGUACAUCAAGGAGAUGUCAGCGUUCUUUAAAAGCCCUGGUUCCCCUGGAGCCUCCCUCCCAUGGGAUUCUCCUCCUUCCACACCUCAGAGGGGCACUGAGCCUUCCCCUGCUGAGGUGAAAGACCCUCGCAGCAUCCCUCUGAAGAUGUGCCAGGUGUCACGGAAACAGUGCCCCCCAGACACAGAAAACAGGUAUUUUGAGGUUGUUUCAUUCAACAGAAAGAACUCCGUGUUUCUGCGGGCCAAAGACCCAGCUAUGGCUCAGUCCUGGUACAAUGCCAUCCAAUCUGCUACUGCAAACCUUUUACCACAUGUAAAGGAGGAGGUGAAGCGAAUGCAUCCUGGCAUUGAAGUCAAACAUUUGGGCUGGCUUACAGAGCAGGUGUCUCAAGGUCCAGAGAAACCUGUCCUGGCAGUGUUGACAGAAAAGGACCUGCUCCUGUACCCCUCCUUCCCUGAAAGCAAAGAGAGCUUCAACAGUCCCACCAAAAGCCACCCACUCAUCACCACCAGACUGGUUCACUCUGGCCCAGGAAAAAGUUCUCCUCUCCUGGAUUCGGAGCUGUCAUUCGGCCUGCGUUCAGGCACCAAGCAGGGCGUAGAGACUCAUGUGUUCAGGGUGGAUUCUGCCAAGGAGCUGUCCACCUGGACUCAUCUGCUGGUGGAGGGCUGCCACUGUGCUGCGGAGCUUAUCAAGGAGGUCACUGCAGCCUGCGUUUGGAAUGGAAAGGACUGUUCCCUGGGAGUCCACAUCGACGACGGUUUCACGCUAUUCACAGAAGAAAUGGGUGUCAGGAAAAAUAUUCUCCUGCAGCAGCCUUUCGAGCGCCUCCGAAUGUCCUCAGAUGACGGAGUUCGGAUGAUGUUCCUGGACUUUGGAGGCCCUGAGGCUGAAAUUCAACUGGACCUGAAAUGCUGCCCGAAGACCUUAGUGUUCAUCAUCCACUCAUUCCUGUCUGCUAAGGUGAAGCGACUUGGCCUCCUGGCAUGAUGAAGGCCAGCCAUCCAGAACAUCAAAAUAGGAAUAUUCAGUGAAACAUACCCCAGCCCCAAAUGGCGUUUGACGACGAGGCCCAGGAGUUGAUGCCGGCAGGACCAUCCUUUCCAGCCGUCCGAGGCCUCUAAAGCUGAUCAUGUUUGGUCAGGCAUCCCGUGGUCUUUCUCGCGAAGUGAAGAAAAAAAAACAGAAACUUGGAUGAACGUUUGCUUAAUUUGUAAUUUUAAAGUAAAAAUCUGGUUUUUGUGUGUGUUUUUAACAGAUUGUACAAGUCAGAACCCAUUUGAAGGUUCUGAUAUCUGUCAAAAACUGUCUAAGUGGAACACAUUAUGAUGGCAGACUGAACAUGACAGCUUGUAUCUUAAUGGGUUUUAUCCUGAAGUUUCAACUUUAUUUCUUGUUUUCUUUAGUUUAAUUUGAUGAGUCAUAGCAGGCUUUUGUCAUGAGCAUCUUUUCAGCUUUCAGUUUCUACUUUUUGUGCUGUGAGCAGAAAAAAAACAAAAGAAAUUUCAAGACUGUCUUGAUUGAUGUUGGACAAACAAGUUUUUUUUAUAAAGACGAUGCUUCAGUGACAGAAUGACAGGACUGAUCAAGCAAUCAAUAGCUGGUGCUGAACAAUGUAGAGCUGCAGUGACAUGUUUAUGAGGAUAGACCAGUUGUCUUUGCUCAGCCAUAUUAUGUAAGAAGAAAGCGCUUUUAAAGAUUAUUUACAUCAGUUUUUAUAGACGAAAACAGCUUAUUUUAUUUAGUUCUUCGGUUGUAACAAGAUUCUAGACAUACUGUCUAACACAGUCAGUACCAGUGGCUUUCAGAACGAGAUUAUUAUAUAAUAUUUUAAAGUAAAGUGUAAAUUAGAUUAAAAAAAAUUAUGUAAUAACAAUAAUGAAUGAAUCUCACUGACCAACAACACUCAGACUGAGAUUUUUAAAUGAUAUUGCUGCAUCAAAAUAAUUAGAUUUAAAAGCUCUCUAUUAACAAAACUAUUGUUACUACUUUAUAUUAGAAAAAAAAUGUGACCAGAAAGGACAAAAAGAGUUUAUACACAUUGUGUCUAACAUUUAUUUUAAGAAUUCAAACUACGUAUAAUGUUUACAUCAUAAAGUGUGUGAUCUUUUAUUUCUUUAAAGCUUAAAUUGAUUUAUUUUUUUAAAUUUGGGGUCUUUUUUUCCCUCUUUCCUAACACUAAACAAACCUGUAUUAAUAUAUAUUUCAGAACUUCUCUCCUCCAAGAACAAAAUGUAUUGUAUAUUCUUAUUUAAACAAAGGUGUGCCUUUCAGGGUUGUUUGUAUAUAAACAUGUAAUAAACUUUGUUAACUUUU
Messenger RNA from Austrofundulus limnaeus, 2819 nucleotides. It is a transcript of the gene snta1, whose product is annotated as syntrophin, alpha 1. Gene Ontology annotation, cellular component: intracellular anatomical structure; sarcolemma; dystrophin-associated glycoprotein complex. NCBI's taxonomy places the organism in Eukaryota, Metazoa, Chordata, Actinopteri, Cyprinodontiformes, Rivulidae. Gene Ontology annotation, molecular function: structural molecule activity; protein binding. The coding region runs from base 27 to 1493 and encodes 488 amino acids. The record is from RefSeq and is a predicted model, not a curated record. The transcript has 8 exons.